UCCUCCUCUUCUUCUCCUCCUCCUCCUCCUCCUCUCCCGUCUUUAUCCUAACCUCGGAGGACAGCUAGGAUGGAGGACAGUGUGUGGACCGUGUGCCUUCUUGUCAUUCUGACGCUGGGAUGGACCGAGGCUCAGGGUCAGAACAACUACACCAGGCCCAUCUUCCACUGCGGAGGCCACCUGGUCACAGACUCAGGAAUCGUAGCCAGUGAGGGAUUCCCCAGUCCCUACAAACCCAACACUAAAUGCACCUGGUACAUCACCGUCCCAGAGGGCCACGUGGUCAUGCUGUCUUUCCGCCUCUUCGACAUGGAGGCCGACCCCACCUGUCGGUACGACUACCUGGACGUCUACAACGGUCACACCCGCUUGGUGCAGAAGCUGGGUCGUUUCUGCGGGACGUUCCGGCCCGGCGCCCUCAUCGCCACCACCAACACCAUGAUGUUAGAGAUGGUGUCGGACGAGGCCACCGGAGGAAGAGGCUUUCUCGCCGCCUUCAGCGCGGGGAAGCCACAUGUGGAAGAGAACCAGUUUUGUGGAGGACGUCUGAUCAAACCGCAGGGCUCCGUCAAGACGCCCAACUGGCCCAACUCUAAUUACCCAGCAGGCAUCAGCUGCUCCUGGCACAUCUCUGUAGAACCAGGCAAUGUGAUCGAGGUGAAGUUUAUUAAGCUGGACUUGGAGCCUGACACGUACUGUCGCUACGACUAUGUGGCAUUGUUUAACGGGGGCGAGAGGGAUAACUCCCGGCGGAUUGGGAUUUUCUGCGGAGACAAGUCACCGGGAACAAUAGUGACAAAUGGGAACGAGCUCCUUGUCCAGUUUAUCUCCGACCUCAGUGUGACCUCAGAUGGCUUCAUGGCCCACUACUCCAGCGUGCCCCGCGGGUCUCGGACGCCCACCCCCGGGGGAGAUUUCAUCUUUCGACCUCAGACGACCUCAACACCACAAAGAACAGUCGUGAAGCCAAGCAAACCCACAAAACCAACCCCCAAACCUAGACCUGGCCUAAAGCCUAAACCCACCCCAAAACCAACCAAAAGACCACUAGUGAAGAUACCGCUGAAGCCUCCACCGCGCAAACCUAUCGUCAAGCCCACGGCUAAACCCAAACCAGCAAAACCCACACCUAAAGCACCUGUGAAAAAGCUCACACCUAAAGCACCCGUGAAAAAGCCCACACCUAAACCUAGAACUAAACCUACUUCCAAACCGAAGAUUAUUAAGCCAACGCUCAAACCAAGCAUCAAAGUUAAACCCACACGGAAGCCUGCACUGAAGACCAAGCCCACCUUAAAACCUGGUGUCAAACCAGUAAAGCCAACCCCUAAGAGCGGAGUUAAACCAACAGCCAAACCCAAGAUUAAACCUAAAGUGACACCUAAACCUGGAGUUACCAAGACAGUGACGAAGAAGCCUUUUGUGAGCAAGACACCUUUACCACUGAACCCACUGUGUACACAAGCCUGUAAGAGGACAGGAACUCUCCAAUCCAGCUUCUGCCCUCAUGACUUCGUGAUUACUGGUAAGGUUACAGAUGUGACCACUGGUCCAGGGGGCUCAGCGACAGUUGAGGUGUUCCUAAUCAAGGCCUAUAAGGCAGGACGACUGAACAUCACCAAAUCAGGGCCCAUGAUGUCGGUCACACUGACCUCCACCUGCAAGAGAUGCCCCGGGAUAAUCAAAGGCCGGAACUACGUGUUGAUGGGAAAAGUCGAUGAACAGGGCAACGGCCUCCUCAACCCGUCCAGCUUCACUCUCCUCUAUAAGCCCAUCCACGCCAAAGCACUGGUCGGUCUCGCGCGCAAACAGUGCUGACAUCACAGCCUGACAUCACACUCAGAUGGACAGCCCUGACUAUCUCUCUGAAAACAUUUAACUUUACAUGAAGCGUGAAAAUAUUAUGAGUAAUAUCCAAACCUAAUUUUUUACACAAUGCAAUACUGUCAUGAAAAGUUAUUUUAAGAGUAAACAUACAUCAUUAAGUAUUAUAUUUUGUAUUUUGUAUGUAAAUUAUGAUUAUUAUUUCUGUGAUAAAAAAUGCAAAUCAAUAAACCAUGUGAUUCUGGUGCUGAUAAAUGUACUAGGUGACUAAUGAGGGAAAUAGGAGCAGGUGGGUGUGGAGAUCAUGUGGCUGGAGUUGGUAUAAACACAUUGAGGACAAAGGUUGUAAUCCGUGGUCCUGUGAUAUUUGCACGUAUUUAAAUGAGGUAAUAUGUAUACAUUUGACACAAAAUUGGUCCAUUUCUAUUCAAAUGAGCCUCAUUGCAAAAACAGUCCAAUUCCAAAUAUCAGCGCUAACAGCCACAUGCAGUUACAGUGAAGUUAUUAGCAUAUUCAGAGAGUUGGUGGUAACUGAAGCACCUUUAUAAGGGGUCCCAUGCCGACUUUCCAAUGAUCAUGACAUAAAACCCAAAUACGGUUUGUCUCUGUCACGUUUUAAAAGUCAUAAAAGAGGAUCAUAAAAGUCAUUAGGAUUCAUCCUCUUGGGACCGUGAAUAUCUGUACAAAAUGUAGUAGCAAUAGUUCAGUCUGGUCCACUUUUUACUUUAUGAUACAAAAAAUUAUAAUAUCCAAACCUGUUGUAAUAAUUUUGAAUGCAAAAAAAUAUUUUGUAUGUUAAUAUGUCUGGGAUAAAAGAUGGAUCUCAAAUAAACCAUAUGGUUGUGGUG
Molecule: messenger RNA, 2672 nt
Organism: Sebastes umbrosus (honeycomb rockfish)
Lineage: Eukaryota; Metazoa; Chordata; Actinopteri; Perciformes; Sebastidae
Gene: pcolceb
Product: procollagen C-endopeptidase enhancer b
Exons: 9
Coding region: 70-1818 (582 amino acids)
Molecular function (GO): protein binding
Source: RefSeq, a predicted model, not a curated record